This is a messenger RNA of Onychostoma macrolepis, 2423 nucleotides long. It is a transcript of the gene atp6v1b2b, whose product is annotated as ATPase H+ transporting V1 subunit B2. The record is from RefSeq and is a predicted model, not a curated record. The transcript is spliced from 14 exons. Gene Ontology annotation, biological process: proton transmembrane transport; ATP metabolic process. Gene Ontology annotation, cellular component: proton-transporting V-type ATPase, V1 domain. Gene Ontology annotation, molecular function: proton-transporting ATPase activity, rotational mechanism; ATP binding. The coding region runs from base 81 to 1610 and encodes 509 amino acids. Lineage: Eukaryota; Metazoa; Chordata; Actinopteri; Cypriniformes; Cyprinidae.
CGUAAGCACUAUUGCGCAUGUGCAGCCGUGUUCUCACGCUUACAUAGCUACAGUAGUGAUUUUUGUGUAGUAUAGUCAUCAUGAAGGCUCUUAGAGGAAUGGUGAGCGGAGCCGUGAGUGAAAUAUCAUCUGCUGUUACCGGGAGCAAACACGUCGCCGUUCGGGAAAAUGUCCUCGCCGUGACUCGUGACUACAUUUCUCAGCCGAGAUUAACGUAUAAAACCGUUGCUGGUGUUAAUGGACCCCUGGUGAUUUUGGAUCAUGUGAAGUUCCCUAGGUUUGCUGAGAUUGUUCAUCUCACUCUGCCUGAUGGCACCAAGAGGAGCGGACAAGUGCUGGAGGUCAUAGGCUCCAAAGCUGUGGUCCAGGUGUUUGAGGGAACAUCUGGUAUCGAUGCCAAAAAAACCACAUGUGAAUUUACAGGAGACAUUUUGCGCAUGCCUGUGUCUGAGGAUAUGCUGGGUCGGGUCUUCAACGGCUCAGGAAAGCCAAUUGAUCGAGGACCUAUGGUGUUGGCGGAGGACUACUUAGACAUUAAUGGUCAGCCGAUUAAUCCUCAGUGUCGUAUUUAUCCUGAGGAAAUGAUCCAGACUGGCAUCUCUGCCAUUGAUGGAAUGAACAGUAUUGCAAGAGGCCAAAAAAUUCCCAUUUUUUCUGCAGCUGGUCUACCCCACAAUGAGAUUGCUGCACAGAUUUGUCGUCAGGCGGGAUUGGUGAAGAAGUCCAAAGAUGUGAUGGAUUACAGCGAGGAGAACUUUGCCAUUGUGUUUGCUGCCAUGGGGGUCAACAUGGAGACUGCAAGAUUUUUUAAGUCUGAUUUCGAAGAGAACGGGUCCAUGGACAAUGUGUGCCUCUUUUUAAAUUUGGCCAAUGAUCCCACGAUUGAACGCAUCAUCACCCCUCGCCUUGCGCUUACCUCAGCUGAGUUUCUGGCUUACCAGUGUGAGAAACACGUGCUGGUCAUAUUAACUGACAUGAGCUCUUAUGCUGAGGCUUUACGAGAGGUCUCAGCAGCUAGAGAAGAGGUUCCUGGUCGACGUGGUUUCCCAGGUUACAUGUACACUGAUCUGGCAACAAUAUACGAGAGGGCCGGACGUGUGGAGGGGCGCAAUGGCUCCAUCACCCAAAUCCCAAUCCUCACUAUGCCCAAUGAUGAUAUUACCCAUCCUAUUCCCGAUUUAACCGGCUACAUCACUGAGGGUCAAAUUUAUGUGGACAGGCAGCUUCAUAACAGACAGAUCUUUCCUCCCAUCAAUGUGCUACCUUCUUUGUCUCGAUUGAUGAAGUCAGCCAUUGGUGAAGGAAUGACACGCAGAGACCACUCAGAUGUCUCUAAUCAGCUGUAUGCUUGCUAUGCCAUCGGGAAAGAUGUGCAGGCAAUGAAGGCCGUGGUUGGGGAAGAAGCACUGACAUCAGAUGACUUGUUGUACCUGGAGUUCUUACAGAAAUUUGAGAGGAAUUUUAUUUCCCAGGGUGCAUAUGAGAACCGAACUGUGUUUGAAACACUGGACAUUGGCUGGCAGCUGUUGAGAAUCUUCCCCAAGGAGAUGCUGAAGAGGAUUCCUCAGAGCACUCUGGCCGAGUUUUAUCCCCGAGACUCCAAACAUUAGUCUUGCUUCCUUCCUCGUUUAUUCAUUUUGUGUCUCAAUCAGCCGUGAAUCUGUCCUCUACACUUCUAGAUGUUACUCGCUCUCUCUGCUCAGAUCAAGUAUACUGAGCCUACAUUGAUGGAAUACAAAGUUGUUUUGAUUGCUGCUCUUGGUAUUUAUUUAUUAUGUAAGUGUUGCUGAAUAGUAAAUCAAAUAUUAUAUUGUUGCUACACUGCAGUGUGAAAGUUUUGUGUGUGUGUGUGUGUGUAUGUGUAGCUCAGUGUGUCAAACUGUGUUCUGAACAGGGCAGGAAAGGCCAAUAUUUAUUUUUGAUGGCAAAAUUUUAGAGCAACUAACAAAGCUAUUACAAAGCAGCCUGUGUUUCAGAAGUGCCAAGUGGAAUGUAUAAUGGCUUAAUGUAUUCUAUGAAUUUGUCAUCAUUAUAAUGAAUGCACUCUGUAUAAAAGUGCAUAUUUAACAUGAAGUAUGAAAAGAAGCCAUAUGUUCAUAAAAUGCAUUAAAACGGAAUAGAAAAGCAUAGUGGCCCAAUCAAAUCAAAGGACGAAAACCAAACACUGAGCAAUAGAUUUAUCUUUUGUCAUGUACUAUUAGUUACUUUACAUUUUGUAUAAAAAUGUGCAAUUUAUGUUUGUGUAAGCAAUAUGCUUAUAAUUUAUUUUGGUGACAUGAAUAUAUGUACUGUGUUAAAGUGCGUGAUAUCAAGUGAAUUCAUAAUGAAGUGGUUGUUGUCCUAAUGCAUGAACGCUAUAUUGAAAAUAUGUAUGUGAACACUCGCUUCAUGAAAUAAACCUUGAUGUGGUAUAAAUGAAUGAU